GUGAUAGUGGAAAUUCUGUUCCUGGUUUUUUUUGGCCCGUUCUUUUUUUUUCAGUAUUUGCAAUAUUUGUAUUUGUAGCAUUUGCAUUCGCUUUAUGUAGUAACCGAGGAUGUAUUAUAAGAAAAUGUCGCAAAAAAAAUAAUGGGAAAUUACGCAAGCCCAUUGAUCUUGAAAGUACCAUGCCCGCAAGUCAUAAUAUUCGACCUCAAACCGAAAUACAAAAUCCUCCACCAGAUUAUGCAAGCGUAACGCCGGAAAUACCCUAUUUCCAUGGAUUGAUGCAUGAAGCCUCAUACAAAGCAUACAAAGCUGCAAUACAAUUUACGCAUAAAAAUCCACCUCAAGAGGUAUUACCAUCACAAGAUGACACUGAACACAUUUUGUUAUCUGGCCCAAAGGGUUGGGAAAUGAUAAUUCCUGAGGAACGUGCCGCAUCUAAUAAUGUAAUCGUGUCAAAUAAAGGGCGCAUUAUAUCUUUCCAUGGAAAAGAUGAUGUUAUGGUACAAGCAAAUUAUCCCCAUUUCCGUCCACAGCGUGAUGAAACUUCUGAGACUAAAUUAAUGCAUAGUGAUAAUCAAUCAGAGCAAAAUUAUCAUAAAAGUUCUUCGUUAAAUAAUAAAACUACAGAUACUUGGUUCUAUUACUUUGAAGUGACUAUACUAUCAAAUCCUAACUUAAAGGAUACUACAAUUGCUGUUGGACUAGCAACAAAACCAUAUCCAAAUUUCAGAUUGCCUGGUUGGAAUGAUCAUUCG
This is a messenger RNA of Dentiscutata heterogama, 755 nucleotides long. NCBI's taxonomy places the organism in Eukaryota, Fungi, Glomeromycota, Glomeromycetes, Diversisporales, Gigasporaceae. The record is from the annotation of a GenBank genome assembly.